AUAUCUCAGCCAAAUCACAACUUGCGCCCGAAUCAUCUUAGGGUGUUGCUAGUCUAUACAGCCACCACUUAUGGACGAAGUUUGAGCUCAAAAGCUUUUUAGCAUCUGGGGUGGUUUCCUCAUGAGACAUCGAUAAUGUAUGUAGAUAUCCUUCAAGUUUUCAUAUCUUAAAUUAGAGGAUGACAACUAAUUUAGAACCCCUAACUGAUCACUGUAAUGUCGCACCGAUAUAUGAAAGAAACGAACUAGUUAGAUGCAGAACUCGAGAAAACCUUACUCUGCAGCACUCUACUAUAUCUAUUCUUCUACCUUGUUCGUUCUGAUGAUCGUUGAAGACUACUCAUAUUGACUGUUUAAGUGGUUAAUCAAGAGAAGAUUUCAUAUUAGACUAGUUUAUCUAUUCUUACCUAUAGUUAUCGUAUGAACCAUAAAGAAAGUUUAGAAUAGCUUUGCUGAAAGAUCAACUAUUCUUCUUACUUCAAUUGUAUCUUCUUUAGGAAGAAGAAGCUGUUUAAAUGUAUUUGGUGCCACGGUUGUAAUUAAUAUUAUAGUGACAUUAUAUUAUUUCUAUAGUCAUUUAAUUGUUAAUCACCACGGAUAUAUCAGGUUUUCAUUGUCAAAAAAUGCAAGUCUAAUUAAUAAUUGGAAUUCUGCUAAAACUAAAACAAUUUUAUCUCAUUCUUUUAUUUAUUCACUUGAUAAUGAAUGUAAAAGCGCUCAAAAUGACUCAUCAUCACUUAUACGUCAGAAAAGCUUUGAUAAUAUUUUUGACAAUAAACUAUGGGGUUCAUAUGGUAGUCGAUCAGGUGAAGGCUCUUCAUUAGAAGGUACUUAUGAUUGGUUGAGACAUUUACGAACAUUAUUUGAACAUUACUCAAUUCGAUCAAUAGCUGAUAUACCUUGUGGUGACACUUAUUGGCAAUUUAGUCUUCGAGAAAUUAAUACUAUUGAAGACCUUUAUUUCGGUGGUGAUAUAUCAAUAAGUGUAAUAAAACAAAAUCAAAAAUUAUAUAAAUCUAGACAUCAUAAUAAAAUAUUUCAAUAUUGGGAUCUUGUCAAUUGUCCGAUACCAACCUACACAUAUAAAAAUUCUACACAUGAAAUAAAUGGCAAUCAAUUUGAUUUAAUUAUAGUUCGUGAUGCAAUACAACAUAUGCAUAUUCGAAAUGGUUUAAAAGCUGUACGAAAUGUAGUUAUGUCAGGAGCAAAAUUUUUUGCAUUAAGUACAUAUCCACCCAAUGGGAAAUCUUCAGCACCAAACACUCGUUCAAUAGGAAACAAUGAACCAUUACCAUUGACACCAACUGGAUGUGUAAAUAAAAAUUACUGCACUGAUGGGGCCAUUACCGAUGGUGGUUGGUACCAAAAUAAUAUUAAUUGUUAUCCAUUCAAUUUUCCAUUAAAUAAAGCAAUACUUGUACAACCAUCUCAUGCCAAAUUUCCCAUGGAACACGACGAGAUGCAUGUUUAUAAAAUUGAUGAUGAAUUAAAAAAAAUUGUUCAACAAUAUGAUAAAGCUUGUUCUUAA
Rotaria sp. Silwood1 is the source of this 1528-nucleotide messenger RNA. Lineage: Eukaryota; Metazoa; Rotifera; Eurotatoria; Philodinida; Philodinidae. The record is from the annotation of a GenBank genome assembly.